Messenger RNA from Parnassius mnemosyne (clouded apollo), 897 nucleotides. The record is from the annotation of a GenBank genome assembly. Lineage: Eukaryota; Metazoa; Arthropoda; Insecta; Lepidoptera; Papilionidae.
AUGUUUGCGGUCACCAGGUGCCUCUUAAUACUGUGCGCUGCUGUGGCAGCGUCCGGUUUCGGUUUGGGGGACUCGCAAGUGAUAUUUCAUUUAUUUACCAGAUCUAAUCCCCAAAUAAGCCAACCCUUGGUGCCUUCAGUACAAUCGAUUAUGACAUCAUCCUUCUCAGUCUCCCGCCGGACAGUGGUCACAAUUCAUAGCCAUGGAGAGACUGUUUCUGGAAACUUCAACGCUUUUGUAAUUCCAGCUCACCUAACGGCUGCGGACGUAAAUGUUAUUGCCGUGGACUGGAGUGCUGGAGCGUCAAUGUACACUCAAGGACUCGGCAAUGCUCCUCAAGUUGGCCGGAUUAUUGCUCAGUUUUUAAAUAUACUCAUAAAUAAUUUCGGUUAUAACGUAAAUCAAGUGCGCAUAGUUGGCGUCGGUCUGGGUGGACACGUGGCUGGAAUUGCAGCAAGACAUGUAAAUGGAGAAAUUCCUCACAUUAUAGCUUUGGAUCCAUCUCUUCCUGGCUGGACUCAUCACCCUGAAAUCUUGAAUGCUGAUGACGCAGGAGUUGUUGAAGUUUUGCACACUACCGCUGGUCGAUAUGGCUACGAUUACCAAUUAGGCGAUGUUGAUUUCUAUGCAAACGGGGGGAGCCACCAGAAUGGUUGCGCUACUGAUGUUUCAUGUUCCCACAUUUAUUCUUACGCUUACUAUGCUGAAUCUAUCAAAAACGAAGUGGAGGAUGGGAAACGAUUCGUUGGAACCGCCUGUAAUGAUUACGAAAACGCUAUUACACUGCAGUGUAAUGGACCUAGAGAUGCUGUCUUUGGUGGAUUAGCGACGAAAGUUGGUGUUUCCGGUAUCUACACAUUCCUGACCAACUUCGCUCCUCCUUUUGCCAGAGAUUAA